CUUUGAACUACAAGUCGUCUGGACUGAACCUACUAAAACGUAAAAACUACACGUCGACUUGUAGCUUUCUUCUUCCUCGCUAGCUAAAAUUUUCCUGCUCUGUCUUUUGUGCUUUCGAUUCAGGGAACUGCGAUAGCGCAGAAGCAACGGAAGCCAAGGCUGUUGCUAUUGUUGUUAAAGAUGGUGUUCUUGUGUUGGUCUCGCCCAUCUCCUCAAGACCAGAAGGCCUGCAUUGAAAGGGCUGGUUCCUUCAACUAUAGCAGCAAGUUUAGAGGAGCUACUGCUAAUCCUAGCACUUGUCUGCAAGAAGAUAACGGGAUCUCACAAGAAGGUUUUCUUCUCAACCAUGCUCGUAUUUUGGUGGGUUCUGGUGUUGAGACUUAUGAAAAGGGGAAGAAAGCUCUUCAGAACUGGAGGCAUUUUGGAUUGAAUUGGGCAUUUGUUGAUUCCUCAACUCCAGUUCAUCCAGGAGUGAAGUUUUGUGUCUGUGCCAAGGAGUUUCUUCCAUGGGUGGUGUUGCCUCUUCAAAUUGUAUAUGUAAAUGAGAAUAGGGAUACCAAAAAAGCUGGGACAUGCUUCAGUUUUGGUAGUGGUACCCUUCAUGGCCAUCUUCUGGCGGGUGAAGAACGGUUUUCAAUUGAGAUGGACUCGAACAGCCAGGUGUGGGGAUCGACGAGUCUAGUUUCAUGCCUUGACGAUGUGCCUUCAGGCCACUACGGGUUCCUUUGCAUGUUACGAUUUUGUGAAUUGACAGGUUCACAUUCAUGUUUAUUUCCAUCAAGCCACUAGACAUGCAUGUCGAGACCAGAUAAGUUAUUCCCUUGGUUUGUUUUUCACUCUCCUUGUGGAUGCAUAACCUCAUCCUGGUAAUGGGAUCACUUACUCGAGUGAAGAAGGAAUUUGUGACAGUAUUUGUGACAAUCUCAAAGGAACUAAGAACGCUUCCGCAUUUGAAUUUAUGUCUUCUCAUGUUUUCUUUUUUAUAGUUUUAUUUUCACAAACCUUCUUUGGUUAGAGAUUUCUUUUUCAGUUAAUAUUUUCUUUUGCUUUUUAUUUAAAUUUUUAUUUUCAUGUUUAAGGGGUAUUCCGAUUAAACUAUUUGAAAUCUUGAGUUAAAGUCCAACU
Molecule: messenger RNA, 1125 nt
Organism: Benincasa hispida (wax gourd)
Lineage: Eukaryota; Viridiplantae; Streptophyta; Magnoliopsida; Cucurbitales; Cucurbitaceae
Product: outer envelope protein
Source: RefSeq, a predicted model, not a curated record